Molecule: messenger RNA, 1155 nt
Organism: Closterium sp. NIES-67
Lineage: Eukaryota; Viridiplantae; Streptophyta; Zygnematophyceae; Desmidiales; Closteriaceae
Source: the annotation of a GenBank genome assembly
GUAUCGAUCGAUCGAAGCCUUCGGGAUCGAAUCAUCGUACCCAUCCGUAUGGAUCGACCCAAACCAUCCGGAUUGAUUGACCGAACCCAUCCUGAUCCAACCAUCAAGCCCAAUCGAAUGCAUUCGGAUUGAUCAACCGAGCCCAUCCAGAUGCAACCAUUGAACCCCCCUCCUCCCCCUCCUUCCCCUCCUCUCCCCCCUCCCCCUUUCCCCCCUCCUCUCCCUCCUCCCCCUCCUCCCCCUCCUCCCCCUCCUCCUCCUCCUUCCCCGUCCUCCCCCUUCACAGACGAGCGUUUUCUGACGGAGGUUGGCGGGUUCUGGGUCCGCCCAUCGGCUGGCAGCACUAGGCGCGCGAGUGGAGGUGCAGCAAGGAGGACCUGUCGGCGGAGCAGCACCGCCUAGAGACCGCCUGUGCUGGUGCAAGUACCAGCACGCAGGCCGAACGGAGCCAAUGCAUUGAGACUGUGUCAUGGGGGGGAGUGAGCGUGGGGAGGGGAUGGAAGGAAGUAUGCACGGGAGUAGGGUUGUUCCUAGUGCAUGCUGACUGCUAUCUGCCAUGCGUGAAGGGCUGAAGCGAUUCCACUAGUGUGGCUGUUGCCCAACGUGUGCUUUCUGCAUUGUUCUGUGCCUGUCUCCAUGUCUUUCCCUCUCUCACUCUCUAAUGAAGUGCUUGAUUUGCACGAAAGUCUCCUGUGCCCAACACCCCCCACCAACCCACACCCCCCCCCCCGACUAACCCCCUCCUGACAUAAGGGUGUCUGCAGAGUGGUGCCGGUGCUGCAUCAUCCGCAUCUACGUUCAGAGCUCCCACAUACCAUCCCCUCCCGCUAACCCGCCUCCCCUCCCCCAUCUCCCCUCCGAGUGGUGGUGGCAAUGCGCCAUCCGCAGCCAUGUGAUGCGCACCUUCACCCUCCUCCUGGGGCUCAUCUCGCUGGCCAUCCUCUUCGCGGAGGCCAUGCUGCUGUCGCAGAAGUGGGUGGACCUGUCGCUCUUCUCCGUGCUCGUGCGCAGCGCGGCGCUGCACGGCGAGGUGGUGUAGCUGAUGUUUGUGCCGCUGGUGUACCUGUGCGUGUGCAUGUACUUCUCGCUCUUCAAGCUCGGCAUGUUCUCCUUCUACUACCUCGUGCCAGGCCACACCGGCCCUGUCUCGCUCCU